Rhineura floridana is the source of this 4401-nucleotide messenger RNA. Its product is annotated as D(4) dopamine receptor-like. Gene Ontology annotation, molecular function: peptide binding; G protein-coupled receptor activity. Gene Ontology annotation, cellular component: membrane. The record is from RefSeq and is a predicted model, not a curated record. Gene Ontology annotation, biological process: G protein-coupled receptor signaling pathway. The transcript has 2 exons. Bases 627 to 1991 code for a protein of 454 amino acids. Lineage: Eukaryota; Metazoa; Chordata; Lepidosauria; Squamata; Rhineuridae.
CUGCAGCUGUGUGAGGGGUCUUCCUAACAACUCUCCAACUACGGUUCUAAGGAUUCUUUGGGGGGGGGGGAGGAAGCUGUGAUUGUUUGAAGAGAUAUGCUGCUGCUUGAAAGGGAUGGUGUGGAUGUGGCCUGCAUCAGACUGUGGUGUUACACACCCUCGACAGGACAUGCUUCUGUUGUAGGAAUAGCCAAUGAGAUGCCCUGCACCUAUUGCUGGACUGCAGCUCCUAUCAUCUAGAACUAUUGCGCAAAGGCCAUGCUACCAGGUACUGAUGGGAGAUGGAGUCCCCAAUAUUUAGAAGGCACCAUGCUGGCUACCCCUCUUCUAUUGUCUAGGCAUGAUCUGGGGUUUCUGAGAAAGUGGGCGAAGCCCAGGCAGUGCCACAAGGACCUUUAAGUCCCCUUUCCCAGCUGUUUGAAGCCUUCCAGCCUAGAAAAAGAAUUCCAGGUGCAACUGUUUGAUGAUGGACCUACUACAAUCAUCUCCUCCAUUGUCCCCCCCAGUGCAGCCAGAGACAGCAUCUUGAUGAUGAAUCCUCCUUUAUACAGGAGGCUAUACAAAGCCCACCUCCACGGCAGCCUAGACUUAGACUCCUGAAAGGACAACAGGGGUGCUCAGCAGUCAUGUUCCCAACAAGCCCUCUCUGCUCCGUCUUGCUGCUUCUGCUAAAGCUUGCAGGCGUGUGCUCAGCUCAGAGGCAGGGAUGGAAAGAGGCCUGGAGGACCCCCUUGGCUAAAGGACCAGAGUGGUUAGAGCCUGGAACAGGAGAGUUCUUGGCCACGCAAGAAAAGAAGGUCAUAAGGAGAGAUGGGCAUGCCCUAGGAAAGCAGAUUCCCCUCCUGAGAUGGACAGAAGUGACCCAGACAAGUGGGCCAAGGCCACCCGAGGAUCUUGUAGGUGAGCAGGCCCCUGAGAAGGACCCCCAAGUUAAAGCAGCCCCCCCUUGGUUACAGGGCCUGUGCCCCAGCAAUGGUGGUCCCCAGCAGUGGUGUGGCAGCUGGAUGGUGAAGAUUGGCCUGAUCUGUGCCCUGGGGCUGCUAGUACUGAUGGGCAACGGGGCGAUCAUAGCUGUCAUUGCCUCCUCGGUGUCUGGCUGGAGUCACAGCAGCCGGCUGGUGUUGAUGUCGCUGGCUGCAGCAGAUGCUGCCCUGGCGGUCUUGGUGGUGCCCCUCAACCUGUACCAAAGCCUGGUCUUGGGGCCCGUGGCAGAAGGAGGGGAGGCUUCUUUCUGCCGGGCAGUGGCCUUCAUCACCUCCAGCAUUUUUGGGGCCUCCCUCUAUUCCUUGGCAGGCGUCUCUCUGGAACGUUACGUGGCUGUCUUCUUCCCCUUGCACUACAGGCGCCUGCUGAGCCACAGGCGGGUGGUCCUCCUCAUCGCGGCUGCCUGGCUCCUGCCGGCUCUCCUGCUGGUGCCACUGGCCGUGCCACCCCCUGGAGCCGUCCUCCAAGUCCGCUUCUCGGCUGCAGCCCUGCUGUGUGAGCCAGACUACGGCUCCAACACCACCUACUCCCUCUUGAUAGCGGGCACUAUUUUCUGCCCAGCUGCUGGCACCAUCACCUUUGUCAACAUGCGCCUGUGGCUGGUGGCUCGCUCCCAGGGUCGGCGUGGGAAAGGCAGCCCCCCCCCAGGAAAAGCAGCCGGGAUGAAGGCCCUUCGCCUGCUGCAACUGGAUGCUGCGGCCCGCAUUCUACUACCCGUAGUCAUCGCCUUCUACGUCUGUUGGGCACCCUGCAUAGUCGCCAUCCUGUACAAUUCUCUCACCCGGGAAAGAAUUCACGAAUGGGUUGAGUUUGUAGCCUUGUGGCUCCCCACUGGCAGCGGCUUCCUCAACUGCUUUGUUUACUUUUGGGCCAACAGGAGCUUCCGGCACAAGUUCCAGAAGACUGGGCAUAAGCUGUGCUGGCCCUGCCACCGGGCCAGUCAGGAGGAGCGGCAGCGCCGUCUCCCCACCAUCAGUGGGGCUGUGAGCAAUUCAACCUGUCCCUAAGGCUCCUCUUCCUCCAGCAAGCAGUCUUCCUCCAUCAGCCAUGUCCUUCCAGGAAGGCCAAGCCAAACGGUGGGAAGCCACCACUGAUCCAGGCUCUCCUUCACUCUGUGUGGCUUUGGAAAACCUUGCUACAGCAUGAGGCCCAUUGCCAGCGCAUGUGUGCAAACUGCACAAGGGUGUAUCAUGUAGGAGAGACUUGGAUGCCUGAGCAGUUGCGAGUCACUUCUGGAAACUGACACAUAGCCAGGCAGUAAUUAAAGAGGCCCGAUUCAGUUGGAACGGUGCCUGCUGAACCCGGUGUGAGCUGCUGGCUUGGCUGGGUCUCUCCUCCACUUGAGAGGGCUUUUUGAGACUGGGUGGGAUGCUUUGGUGCUCUAAGCUGUGAUGGCCAAGGAGCUGAGGAUGGGGCCACGCCCGACCUGGCUUGCCUGCUGCCUCUUUUCAAAACUUCUUUUCCAAAGCAGCAGGUGGUUCCCCCCCCCAAGCCAGGCAACCACUGGGAUGUGGUGAUGCAGCAGCUGUAGGCAAAGUUUGGGCUCUUGGGUAGAGCCACUCUAAGAAAAAACUGAGCCCAUGACAUUGGUGCCAGAGGUAUCUGGAAUGUAGAAGGGAGCGCUGAGAUUCCCUGAAGCUCGUACCAGAACAUCAACUUCAGCACAACUCUGCCUCUUUCCCCGCUCUCUCCCCUCAACCCUCUACAAACACUUCAGCACUAUAUUGUUCCACAAGACCCAUGGAAAAGUGACUUGCCGGUGAGGAGAACCUUUUAAAAAACACAAAUAAAUAGGAAACUGUCAGUCUUCAUGACUUUGUUUUAAUGCCCUUUUAGCGGCCAUCCUCUUGAAUUUUAAGAGUUGGGUUUUAGCGGAAUGUUCCCCCCCUCCUUCCAGGGUGUUUGGUUGUUGUGCAUUUAAAAGGCCUGAUGUCCCUGCAAGUGAGAGGAUCUAGUUCCAUAAGAGCCGAUGCUUAUUUGCUGAGAAAGAAAUCUAUGUGUAAACACAAAACAAUGGAGUCUCUGAAGUUGACCUGAUCUGGCCUACUCUGUGGCAUUUUACUUGGUUUCCUUUGUUUGGCAUGUUGCCUUGGCCAUGGGGCCGUGCCGCAGGCGCAGCUCAUCAUGUCUUGGAAUAUCUUCCAUUAAAGAGAUGAACCAGGAUGUGGUGAAUUGCAACAGAAGAUGUAUGUCAGUGCUUUCACAAGAUAGCAGAACACCACUGAAAAAGACUGCUUAGGUUCACUUCAAAUGGGGGAGGGGGGAAGAGAGGGAAUCCUUGUGCAGCUACUAGCUAGUUCUCUGGCUCAGUACACACCACACAUUAAAAACACAUGACUUUCCCCCCAAAGACAUCUGGGAACUGUAGCUUAAGGGUGCUGGGAACUGUAGUUCUGUGAAGAGUAAACUACAGUACCCAGGAUUCUCAUGUGCUUUCGGUGUGCUUUAAAUGUUAUGGUGUAUGCCUAGCCCUUGUUUCCAGAAGCGUGGGGUACUCACGUGGCUGUUUGCGUUUUUCCCACCACAAUUGAUAUUCUCUCCCUCUAUCCUGUUGCUGCCCAGUCAGUUUCUCCAAAAACCUCUGCUGUCCCUUCCUUCAUCACUCUCUUCCUUUCCAUAAUUUUUAUAUAUUAGGCUUUUAAUGACUUGGACUGAGAAGUGAUUAAGGCUUCAGACUGAAGAGCUCAAAGUCUUGUAUUCCGUUGCCCUGCACCCCCAUCCCAAUUGUAUAGAUCUUAACACCUACAGACCUGCAGAGAAACAAACCACUGUGUGUGGAGAGAGAGAGAUCAAGCCUGGGGGAGGGGGUCCUCUCUUCCUAGGGGUAUUUUUUUUUUACUCCCAGUGGGCAAUUUUGUGCAAAAAGAUGGGUGUGUGGGGGAUAUUAGGGCAGACUUGUAAACCAUUUUCUACUGCAAGGAAAUUGGACUAACAUCUCGGGGAGGGCUUCUGUUCAGAAAACAAGCUGUCUGUGUUCAUGAUGGAAUGUCAAUAGCUAUCUAUCUCUUUUUCCUUUUCCCACCCCCAAGCUUUCUGCCCCCCCCCUCAAUCUGGGGUUCUCUCCCACUCGGUAGCUGUUGUGCUGCAGGGAUUGUGGGAAAUAGUAUGUUUGUAUCUGAUUUGCUUAGAAUUAUAGUGUUUCUGAGUAUUUUUUUUUAAAAGAAAAGUGGCAUGAAAUGAUUCAAAUCUACUUUGUAAGCCCAACUCUCUUUCUAAAGCUAUCCAUCUGUUUUAACUGCUGUCCAACCCUUUUAAAAAUCCUUUUGUGGCUUGGAGUUCUGUGUGUGUAAAUAAAAAUCCUUUCUCUCUCCCUACCCCCUCUUCCCCAUUCUGAUCUGCAAGUGCUGCGUUCCUUGGAGAAAAAAAAUUAAAAUAUAAUUUAAAACGAUUAAGUGAAAAUAAAGGUUUUUGAAUUAA